CAUCUCCCCAACCACGCGAAACCAGGCUACCCCCACUGUGCUGAGGGCUCUUCAGCUCCAGUUCUCCCUUUCCCGGGGCCAGACUCCUGGGCAGAGGGGCUGCUGGGCCUUGGGAGACCCCUCAACGCCCCACCCGUGCCUCUGGCCCUCCCAAGCUCCUGCCACCCCCCCCUUCCCUCCCUGUGCUGACUCUCAGCCAGAAGAGGAAAGGCUGUCUCCACCCACCUCUCCCAUCUUUAUAUAAAAGCCAGAACAGCUGAAGGGUGGCAACUUCUCCUCCUGCCGCCGCCGCCGGGAGCAGCCCGCCUGCCUCCCUGCAGCCCGCAGCCUGCCGCCCGCAGUCCGCCGCCCGCCGCCCCCCACGGGCUCCCCGAGGGCGCUCCUUCGGCCGCCAGCGCCCAUCUUUCAGCCCCGAGGUGGAGAUAUUUUGCGCGCGCACACACACACACACACACACACACAGACACGCAAGACGGGGGAAUCGAAGCCCACGCUCCAGCCUCACUGCAAAGAGGAAGCCGGAGCCGCCGCAGCCUGCAGCCGCGGGAGGACGCCCAGAGCGGCCAGCGGACUGACCGGCAGACUCGCCCGUGUCCACCUGUCUGCUGCUGGGUCCGGCCCGGAGCUCCGCGGGCACCCGCGUCCGAGCAGAGCAGCCGAGGCCGCCCGCCUGCCCGGGCCCCGCGCUCCGGCCCCCCCACCGCCACCCUAGCCGGCCCGGGAGAGAGUUUGCACCUCUCGCUGCCUGGGUGCGCCGGCCGCCGCUGCAAAGCCAACUUCGGGAAAAGUUUUUUGGGGGUGACUUUGGCUUUGGGGUGCCGGGCUCCAGCUUUCCUACGUCGGGGGCCCCUUCCCGGAAAAUGCUGCAGAAGAGCUAAGGCGGCGGGCAGAGGAAGACGCCGUUAGCCAGCAGAAGGAGCGAGAAGACGAGCCACCGGCUGGCCGCCGCGUUCCCCGUCCUCCUGGAGGUUGGAGCCCCCGAGGCGCCCCCGCACGGCUAGACACCCCGGCCGGUUCGCCACGCAGCCCCCCGGCGGUGGUGGAUGCUCACUGGGGCCCGGGAUCCGCCCAGGUAGCGGCCUCGGACCCUGGUCCCGCGCCCAGGCCCUCCGCAGCCCCCCAACAACGGAGCCGGGGGCGGCGGCGCCCGGGGGCCAUGCGGGAGAGCCGCGCCCGCGGCUGCAGCGGCCUGAGCGCCUGAUCGCCGCGGCCUCCAGCCGAGCCCCCCGCCCUCCGCAGCCCCCGCCCUGCGCCCUGGCCGCGGGGGCCGCGGGGCCGGGCCCGGAGUCGGCAUGAAGCGCUGCUGGGCGCUCCUCCUGUCUCUCUGCUGCUACCUGCGGCUGGCCGGCGCCGAGGGGGACCCCAUUCCCGAGGAGCUCUACGAGAUGCUCAGCGACCACUCCCUCCGCUCCUUCGAGGACCUCCAGCGGCUGCUGCACGGAGACUCCGCAGAUGAAGACGGAGCCGACCUGGGCCUGAAUCUGACCCGGUCCCACUCUGGAGGCGAGCCCGAGAGCCUGUCCCGAGGGAGAAGGAGCCUUGACUCCUCCACGGCCGCCGAGCCAGCCAUGAUCGCCGAGUGCAAGGUCCGCACGGAGGUGUUCAAGAUCUCCCGCAGCCUCAUCGACCGCAGCAACGCCAACUACCUGGUGUGGCCGCCCUGCGUCGAGGUGCAGCGCUGCUCCGGCUGCUGCAACAACCACCGCGUGCAGUGCCGGCCCACCCAGGUGCAGCUGCGGCACGUCCAGGUGAGGAAGAUCGAGAUGGUGCAGAAGAGGCUGAUCUUCAACAAGGCCACGGUGACGCUGGAGGACCACCUGGCCUGCAGGUGCGAGACGGUGGUUCCUGCACGGCCCGCGGCCCGCACCGCGGGGAGCUCCCAGGAGCAGCGAGCAGCCAAGACGCCCCAAACUCGGGUGACGGUUCGAACGGUGCGAGUCCGCAGGCCCCCCAAGGGGAAGCACAGGAAGUUCAAGCACACGCACGACAAGAGGGUGCUGAAGGAGACCCUGGGCGCCUAGGGCGUCUGCAGAGAGCGCGGGCAGGGUUAUUUAAUAAGGUAUUUGCUGUAUCGCCCCCAUGGGGUCCUUGGAGUGAUAAUAUUGUUCCCCUCGUCCGUCUGUCUCGAUGCCUGAUUCGGACGGCCAAUGGUGCUUCCCCGCCCCUCCACGUGUCCGUCCGUCGUCCGUCCGCCCCUCUGCCAGCGGGUCUCCCCUCAGUGGCCUCCAGCAUCUUGCCCGGAAGCUCGAGAAGGAAAUGAAGGAUCUGGACUCCAUCGAGGUCUUCCUCCCUCUGACCCCGAGGACCUGGGAUCAGAGCGCAAGAGAGACUGACAGGGGAGGGGCUCGCCAGGCCUCCCUGGAGCACUGCGGCCUGGACUGGCUCCCCGAACCCCGCCUGGCCCUGAGGACCUCUCCGCACGGCCCGCCUGGUCCGGCCCCGGGCGGCUCUGGUGGGAGCAUGCCAGGCAGGCCAGAGCGCCUGGUGCCCUGUGGCUGAGACUGAGAGACCCCUCCCCCAGGCCCUGGCCCAGCCACCACGCCCUUCGCCUGUGCUCAGCAGGGCAGCGUUCUUUCCUUUCACACAUCUGACGCCUUCGAAGAGGCGGACUCUCCGGGCAGGGGCGGCCCAGGCGCCAGGCAGCCCAGAGCCGUUUCGAUGGCUUCGAGAUGAAGUUUGCUCUGGAGGUGGGUGUAGGCAGGGACCUGGGCAUUCACUGCCUCCUCCACUCCCCCCUCGCUUCCUCCUCUGUUUCGCCUCUCUACCUCCACCCUGCAUCUCCCUCCUGCCCACCGAGGGAGCACCCCUCCCCGUGGCUCCCGUCCCAGCCCAGCCCACACUGCCAGGCCAGGCCCUGCAGGGCGCACUGCCCAGCCCACCGCAGGCGGGACCACUGUCACUUUGCAGACACGGCCCAUCUGGGCGUUUAUUAUGACGGAGUCAGGCGGGGGGAGGAUAGUGUCUUGAGGGAAGGGGUCCUUUUCUUGAUUGUCACAAAGGCUCUGUAUGCGCUG
This is a messenger RNA of Pipistrellus kuhlii (Kuhl's pipistrelle), 3014 nucleotides long. RefSeq names its product platelet derived growth factor subunit B (gene PDGFB). Gene Ontology annotation, cellular component: membrane. Gene Ontology annotation, molecular function: platelet-derived growth factor receptor binding; growth factor activity. Bases 1293 to 2021 code for a protein of 242 amino acids. NCBI's taxonomy places the organism in Eukaryota, Metazoa, Chordata, Mammalia, Chiroptera, Vespertilionidae. Gene Ontology annotation, biological process: positive regulation of cell migration; platelet-derived growth factor receptor signaling pathway; positive regulation of protein autophosphorylation. The transcript has 7 exons. The record is from RefSeq and is a predicted model, not a curated record.